Cucumis sativus (cucumber) is the source of this 1433-nucleotide messenger RNA. Its product is annotated as GATA transcription factor 9. The transcript has 2 exons. Gene Ontology annotation, cellular component: nucleus. The record is from RefSeq and is a predicted model, not a curated record. Gene Ontology annotation, biological process: positive regulation of DNA-templated transcription. NCBI's taxonomy places the organism in Eukaryota, Viridiplantae, Streptophyta, Magnoliopsida, Cucurbitales, Cucurbitaceae. Bases 243 to 1244 code for a protein of 333 amino acids. Gene Ontology annotation, molecular function: sequence-specific DNA binding; zinc ion binding.
AAAGGCUGUAUUCCAUUUCUGCCCUUGGAUUUGGUCCUCAAAAUCCCCCUCUUCUCCAUCUUCCCCAUUCUCCAUCGAACACAUUUUCUUUUCUUCCAUCUCUCUCUCUCUCUCUCUUUUUUUUUCACUGAUUCUUCUGCCACUUUACUUGCUUCUCUUUUUCUCUCGAACAACGAGAUUUUUGUUUUGAGUUUGUGUGUGUGUGUGUGUUUGAGAGAGAGAGUUUGGGUUUUGGUGUGGUUAUGGAGGUGAACAAAUUUCUGAUCGGUGGAUAUUUCGAUGGUGGAGUGGGAGAGUUUUCGCCGGAGAUGACGAAGGCUGCGGAUCAUUUCACCAUUGAUGACCUACUUGACUUUUCUAAUGAAGAUACGAUUAUGACAGACGGUCUCUUCGAUAAUAUGGCGGGAAGUUCGACGGAUUCCUCAACCAUUACUGCAGUUGAUAGCUGUAAUUCAUCUGUCUCUGGUGGUGAUCAUCAUCAUUUCCAUGGAAAUAUCGGCUCUCGGAGUUUCGACGAGUCACAAUUCUCCGGAGACCUUUGCGUUCCGUGCGAUGAUUUAGCGGAACUCGAAUGGCUCUCGAACUUCGUUGAAGAUUCAUUCUCCACGGAAGGGAAAGAUCUUCAAGUGCUUAAUUACCUCUCUAAUAGUCAUUCAACUUCCAAACCUCAAACUCCAGAAACUUCAUCUUCCUCGGCAUUACCGGCUUCCUUAUCAAUUCCCUCCAAUUCCUCGAAUAAUUCGCCGCGUUUCCCAGCCGAAACGCCGCUCCCUUGCAAGGCUCGAAGCAAGCGAUCGCGAACCGCUCCUUGUGACUGGACCACACGCCUCCUCCAUCUCCUCUCUCCAGCCGAUCCUAAACCGCCGAAAUCAUCUUCGUCGAAGAAGAAAGAUGCUUCUAACGGAGAUUCCUCCGGCCGGAAAUGCCUGCAUUGUCAGGCGGAGAAGACUCCUCAAUGGCGGACUGGACCCAUGGGCCCUAAAACACUGUGCAACGCUUGUGGCGUCCGGUACAAGUCCGGACGGUUAGUCCCGGAGUAUCGACCGGCAGCGAGUCCGACGUUCAUAUCGGCUAAACACUCGAAUUCUCACCGGAAAGUUCUGGAGCUGAGAAGGCAGAAGGAGCUUCAUAUUGCGCAACAGCAACAGUUCGUAAAUCAGGGUGCAAUUUUCGGAGUAACGAACGGUUGUGAUGAGUACCUGAUUUCUCAUCACAUGGGCCCCAGUGUUAGGCACAUGAUCUAGUUAAGGCUAGUGUAGCAAUCUUACCGUGGACUUCAUAAUUUCGCAAUCACACCUUCUUCUUCUUCUUCUUCUUCUUCUUCUUCUUCUUUUCCUUUCCUUCCACAGUCCAUUUUGGUCGUAUCAUAUAAACAAAAACAGAGGAGCUCCCAAUUUUUAUUUAUAUCACAAUUUUUAAUUUUCAGCGUCAAA